Ylistrum balloti is the source of this 2382-nucleotide messenger RNA. Its product is annotated as putative amine oxidase [copper-containing]. The coding region runs from base 1 to 2382 and encodes 793 amino acids. Gene Ontology annotation, biological process: amine metabolic process. Gene Ontology annotation, cellular component: plasma membrane. The transcript has 2 exons. The record is from RefSeq and is a predicted model, not a curated record. Gene Ontology annotation, molecular function: primary methylamine oxidase activity; quinone binding; copper ion binding. NCBI's taxonomy places the organism in Eukaryota, Metazoa, Mollusca, Bivalvia, Pectinida, Pectinidae.
AUGGUAUUACACAUAGUUAAAGAAGAAACGAAGCGAGAACAACAAUGGCGCUGUUUAGCCUUGUUCCUAUUGAUGACGUCAUUUGCAUUCCUGGCAAUGAUCGUGUACAUGACGCUGGAGACCACGGAAUCCGAACAUGCACCCCAACCGUUAUAUGAACAGCAUGGUACUGUCUACCUUGGCGAGCCGUCUGAGCCGUCUGUGUUUCAUGACUUGACAGCCACUGAGAUCCGUGGCCUUUUGUCUUACUUGACACAAGAGGGAUCCCUCAACAUUACCAGACCUCCCUUCAACACAGUACACACCAACUACCGCUACCUAGCCGAGCUGUACCUACCUAACAAAGACGAUGUGUUAAGACAUUUAGAUGGCGAUGGAAAACAGCCGUCUAGGGAGGCAGUUGUAACUAUAUUUCGAGGUGCAGAAAACCCACCUGACGUCAUCGAAAGAAUUGUUGGGCCUCUUCCAAAUCCUACGUACAUGAAACCAGUUCCUGGGCGACCAUCAUCAAUUCCUUUCAUGCUACGACCUAUGAGCGAACUAGAAUACACAAAGUCUGUUGAAUAUGCGCAGGAUCUACUUGACACAAAUCUUUCCGCUUACUUACGUGCGAUUUACGGCGGGACCUUCAAAGAUUGUGGCUCCGAAUGUCUCAUUCUGUUCUACGUGUCCUUCAUGUCACCCUCUGUCAGCGGCGAGCAAAGUCGGAAAUUUUGGUUGUGGUUGAGUCGGAACAAAGAAAACUAUUUGUUAAACAAUUUAGAUUUUGCUGUUUUGAUCAAUAACGAAAACUCUGACUUCACUAUUGAAAACCUUUGGUUCAGGGGUAUAACUUAUGACGGGAUAGAGGACUUCAAAUCUCGCGUUUUACUGAACAGGACGGCAUUACCAUGGCCUGACCCAGAUCAUGACGACUCGUUUUCGAAGGCAGAAAGACGCGGGAGACCGUUCUGGAAGGAGCCUCGCCAAAACCCUACACAGGUUGAACCAGACGGAAAGCGAUACAGUGUACAUUAUAAUCACGUGACUUAUAUGCGAUGGAGAUUCGACUUCCGAAUGUCUAGUGCGCAUGGACCACAACUCUACGAUAUCCGAUACGAUGGUCAACGAAUUAUAUAUGAGAUUGGCUUACAGGAGUUAUGUGUGCUCUAUUCAGCUAACAACCCAGCUCAAAUGUUUGCUGACUUUUUCGAUUCUUUUGAUCUCAUUGGCCCGAAGGCUAGUCCUCUCGUGCCUGGGGUAGAUUGUCCGUUUCACGCGACAUUUAUCGAUGCUUCUUUCCUCACAGAGACAUUCAAUGAGCAGUUCACCACGCGAAAUGUGUUCUGCAUAUUUGAACUGAAUACAGGCGACCCGCAUCGCCGACAUUUUAAUUACGAACCUCUUAGCCAGACCUCUUACGAAGGAAUGGAGAGCAUUAUUCUCGUAUUUAGGACCAUCCUCACUGUCAUGAAUUACGAUUACGUAAUUGAUUUCCGCUUUUUCCAAAAUGGUGCUUUCCAAGUACGUGUUCUUUCUACAGGUUUUAUUUCAACUAGUUAUUACAGACCGGAAGAGAACCCGUAUGGAUAUCGCCUACACGACUUUAUUACCGGAAAUCUUCACCAUCACCUGAUACAUUUCAAAGUCGAUCUUGAUGUUAUGGGUACGAGUAAUCGCUUCGCAACUCUUGAUAUUGAACCAGACACUGUAGACAAUACUUGGGGUAAGGUCGGUGGACAAAAAUAUCAUCAAACCAAAUUCAGUCAUAACGUGAAACCAGAUGAAAUGAGCGCUGCCUACAAGUUUGAUUUUAAUUCACCAAAAUAUCUUACGUUUUAUAAUAAUAGAUCAACAAAUAAAUAUGGCGUACACAGAUCGUAUCGUGUGUUACCACGAGGAAUGACAAAGUCAUUGCUGGCGGAAGGAUAUGAUAAUGAACCUUCUAUGUCUUGGUCGCGAUAUCAGAUGGCGGUGACACGGCGGAAGGAAACGGAGACAUUCAGCAGCUCGCAGUAUGCUUCUCUGGACGCUUCAAACCCAGUUGUAAGGUUCCAAGACUUUCUAGACGACAACGAAUCCAUAUUGGACGAGGAUCUUGUGGCGUGGCUGACACUAGGAAUGCAUCACAUUCCCCACACCGAGGACCUUCCGGUCACACCAACUCCAGGAAUGGAUGUAGGAUUCCUCCUCCUUCCUUUCAAUUAUUUCGCAGAAGACGCCACCAUAGCUUCGAGAAACGCUAUCAGGAUUGAGCCAAGAAACAGAAAAAAUCUUAAGGACGGUCUCAGAGUAGAGCGGUAUGGUGUGAAGCAUGACAUCCAAUGUGGUUCCACAGAUAACUCGUUCUGGCAAGAUAUCGAAAAUGACCCCUCGAUUCUUUUUGACAGCGAGGAAGAGUGA